ACAGCCAUGAUACCACCUCUACAUGCUACGCACUCAUACCCUUUCAACCCCCAAAAUCAAGAAUUAUUCUCACAAUUUCUUUCAACGGAAUAUGGGGGUUCCGAUUCUAGCAGCGGCGGCGAAGGAUAAUCUGAGCGAUAAAGCGGCGAUGAUGAGAGACUCGCUGCACAAGAGUCAAUCAAUCACAGACAAAAUGGUUUCCAUUCUGGGUUCUUUUGACCACCGUCUUUCUGCCCUAGAAACCGCCAUGCGUCCCACCCAGAUAAGAACACAUGCUAUACGCAGAGCUCAUGAGAACAUUGACAAGACUUUGAAGGCUGCUAAUGUUAUCUUGGACAGAUUCGAUCUUUCUCGCGAGGCGGAGGCUAAAAUACUUAGAGGUCCACAUGAGGAUCUUGAAGGCUAUCUUGAUUCUAUUGAGCAGCUAAGAAGCAAUAUUCGUUUUUUCACCAACAAUAAAAGCUUCAAGAGUAGUGAUGGGGUGGUCAGCCAUGCAAAUAAUUUGCUUUCCAAAGCUAUCUCCAAACUGGAACAUGAAUUUAAACAGCUCUUAUCAUCUUACAGCAAACCUGUGGAACCUGAUCGGCUAUAUGAGUGCCUCCCCAAUUCCCUACGGCCAUCAUCUGGGUCACCUGAAGCAAGUGGCAAAAAUCCUUCCAAUAGUCAUACCGAUCACAUCACUGCAGAAAAUGCUGUUUACAAUCCUCCAGUCCUCAUACCACCUCGGGUACUGCCCUUGCUUCAUGAUUUAGCUCAGCACAUGGUGCAAGCUGGUCAUGCACAACAAUGCUUGAUUAUUUACAGGGAUACCCGAUCUCAGGUUCUGCAAGAAAGCCUUCACCAAUUGGGAGUGGAGAAGCUUAGCAAAGAUGAUGUCCAAAAGAUACAAUGGGAGGUCUUGGAACUCAAGAUUGGGACUUGGAUUCAUUUUAUGCGCAUUGCAGUAAAAUUGUUGUUUGCUGCAGAAAGAAAAGUUUGCGAUCAAAUGUUUGAAGGCAUUGAGUCCCUUAAGGAUCAAUGUUUUGCCGAGGUUACAAGAGGCAGCGUCGCCAUGCUACUUAGUUUUGGAGAUGCAAUUGCCAAAAGCAAGAGAUCACCAGAGAAGUUAUUUGUGCUUCUCGACAUGUACGAGAUUAUGCGCGAGCUUCACUCUGAGAUUGAAACACUUUUCAGUGGUAAAGCUUGCAAAGAAAUUAGAGAAGCUGCAUUAGGUUUGACGAAGCGACUUGCACAAACAGCAAAAGAGACGUUUGGAGAUUUCGAAGAAGCGGUUGAAAAAGAUGCAACAAGAACGGCCGUGGCAGACGGGACUGUUCAUCCUCUCACAAGCUAUGUGAUCAACUAUGUGAAAUUCUUGUUUGACUAUCAAUCAACAUUGAAGCAAUUGUUCCAAGAGUUUGAAAGAGGAGACGACUCGAACUCUCAGCUGGCAUCUGUGACGAUGCGAAUUAUGCAAGCCCUUCAAACCAAUUUGGAAGGGAAGUCAAAGCAGUAUAAAGAUCCCGCAUUGACCAACUUGUUCCUUAUGAACAAUAUUCAUUAUAUGGUCAGAUCUGUUCGCAGGUCUGAAGCGAAGGAUUUGUUAGGGGAUGAUUGGGUGCAACGACAUAGAAGGAUUGUACAACAACAUGCCAAUCAAUAUAAAAGAAACGCAUGGACAAAGAUCCUACAGUGUCUAUCGAUUCAAGGCUUGACUUCAUCAGGCGGCGGUGGUUCUGCUGGUGGUGAUGGAGGAAAUAGUAGCGGGGCUUCCCGAGCUCUUGUGAAAGACAGGUUAAAGAUUUUCAAUCUUCAAUUCGAGGAGCUUCAUCAACGACAAUCUCAGUGGACCGUUCCUGACUCGGAGCUUCGGGAAUCGUUGAGACUUGCGGUUGCCGAAGUCUUGUUGCCUGCAUACAGAUCGUUCAUCAAACGUUUUGGGGUAUUGGUCGAAAAUGGGAAGACUCCUCACAAGUACAUAAGGUAUUCGGCAGAUGAUCUUGAUCGGAUGCUUGGCGAAUUUUUCGAGGGUAAGACUUAGAAAAUAAAGCGUGUGCACGGGCACAAGACCGUACGUAUGCAAUUUUUCAUCGUAUGUGUUUGUAUCUAGUCGAAUGUUUGCUUAGUUAAUGUCGUUGCGAGAGAUUCCUUUUUUCUUUUUGUAAUUUUGUAUAGAUUCUAAGGAAGUUGAACUACGAGUGUUUUUUUUUGUUAUUAAACGCUAUCAUAGUUACUCCGAGAAAGUCAACACAAAAGUCAAAUCCGUGUAUUCGUGAUGUACGGUUGUAAUAAUUAUUAAUCGAUACACAGAUCGAUUUAAAAAUGAUC
Molecule: messenger RNA, 2307 nt
Organism: Cynara cardunculus var. scolymus (artichoke)
Lineage: Eukaryota; Viridiplantae; Streptophyta; Magnoliopsida; Asterales; Asteraceae
Product: exocyst complex component EXO70A1-like
Exons: 12
Coding region: 23-2020 (665 amino acids)
Biological process (GO): exocytosis
Cellular component (GO): exocyst
Molecular function (GO): phosphatidylinositol-4,5-bisphosphate binding
Source: RefSeq, a predicted model, not a curated record